AUGGUUUGUGUGUAUGCCACUCAUGCCACUCAUGCUACUGAUGCUCUUCCUUCCCUUCCUCCGCCGGUGUACCCCCUCUCUGCCUCCCUCCCAAUCCCAUGCCGUUCCCCUGACUGCCUUGCUUCUCUCGCUGCCUGUUCCCCUGAUCGUCUUGCUUCCUUCCUGCCCGUUCUCCUGACUGCUGCCCAGUCUUCAUGUCUCUCUCCCUGCUUCUCUCUCCCUCUCCCCCCUCUGCCGUCGCUCGUGCGUGCAGCAGCGCUUCUCGCCUUUCUCCUUCCGUCACUCGCGCUCGCCAGCCCCACGGGGGAAGGUGAGGCCAGGCCGCGGCGCACUAUCGCAAUCUGCUUUGACCUCUGCUUUGUCCGCACAAGGCUUGUGUCUGCUGUUCCUGCUAUUUCUGCUGCAGCAGUGAGACCGCAACCUCUAGCUGCUGCUUCCAGUCAUGCUGCGCUUUGCACUGUUUUUUUUGGGGCCGAAAUCCCUCUAGCUGCUGCUGCUUGUUUCUUUGCCUCUUUCGUUCCCUCUCUCCCUCCCUCCCUUGCUCACACACUUUCUAUAUCCAUCAUUUUCCCUACUUCCGACCUCUUCUCUUUAUUCUUCGCUCUCUCCCACUUCCCCGUUCUCCCUCUCUUCCUUCUCUUCUACCCUCCUCGCUCCGCGCCUCCAACGACUUUCUCUGCAGCCCACUUCGGCACCACUCUCCAAAACCGCAGGCCCAUAUCGCGAGGCACGGCCCCGGCCUACACCAUCCAAUACGGUGCCGCCCCCAUUCCUGCCCUUUGCUUCCGCCUCCCCUCCUCUCCCCCCCUCUCUCCUUCCUUUCCUGCGCAUCGCAGGUCCAUAUCGCGAGGCACAACCCCGGCCUAUACCAUCCGCUUCGGUGCCGCCGUUGCUGGCGCCGACUCCCCUUCCAGCCACCUCAUCCUCGCACUGCCACGUGGCGCGCCGCCAUUGGUCCUGUGCGGGGACGGCUCUUCUGGAUCUGUUGGGUCUGCUGGGUGCCAGUGGGUGGCAACAACUCCGUCCGUGUGGGAGGCGGCGGGGGAGAGGAGAAUGAAAGGAGUGGAUGUUCGGCAGGGGAGGGCGCUGGAAAAAAUACUGAGGGGAGAUGAGGAGGAGAACGAGGAGGGGAAUGAGGAGGGGAGUGGGGAGGGGAGUGGGGAGGGGAGUGGGGAGGAUAUGACUGCAAGGAUGGGGAAUGAGGGGCAUGGUGAUCUGGUAGGAGCGCUUCGGAGAAGCCGCGAGUACAAUCAUGACAUCAUCAUUCCGCGCUACCCCCCACAGGACCCGCGCCUGGAAGUGCGGCUGGAGGGGGAAAUGGGGGAGAUGGGGGAGGGACUUGCAUUGGGCAUGCGCGGAGGGGCGUUUAUGCUGGGAGCUUUCAAGUAA
Molecule: messenger RNA, 1389 nt
Organism: Closterium sp. Naga37s-1
Lineage: Eukaryota; Viridiplantae; Streptophyta; Zygnematophyceae; Desmidiales; Closteriaceae
Source: the annotation of a GenBank genome assembly